GAUCAGUGGUUUCAGGUUGGCAGUGUGACCAUUAGCAUGGGGCGAAUAGUCCCUCAAAAUAGGCUUUUCUGGGUACUUUUUGUUUGACUAACGCUAACUGGCAACUACUGCCACUGACACUGUCAAGAAACCUGUCUUUAGCGUUGGGUUUUCCGGUUUCUGUUUCUUUCUUUCGAAAUAGAAAAGUAGAAUAUUCUCCCGCCAUUGGGGGCUAAAGUUAACAGUAAAUACAAUAUUGAAAAAUUACCUGAAUUGAUCCUGCACAAUGUCUGGAAUCGCAGCAGCACGACUUGCAGAGGAACGAAAAUCUUGGCGGAGGGAGCAUCCUUUCGGUUUUGUUGCUCGUCCUUCUAAAAAUGCCGAUGGAUCACUUAAUUUAAUGAAUUGGGAAUGUUGUAUUCCUGGAAAAAAAGGGACACCAUGGGAAGGAGGACAUUAUAAGCUAAGAAUGAUAUUCAAAGAUGACUAUCCAAGCAGUCCUCCAAAAUGUAAAUUUGAGCCACCACUAUUUCAUCCCAAUGUUUAUCCUUCAGGUACAGUUUGUCUUUCUUUAUUAGACGAAGAAAAAGAUUGGAGACCGGCUAUUACGAUUAAGCAAAUAUUGUUGGGAAUUCAAGAUUUGCUUAAUGAACCAAACGCUAAAGACCCUGCUCAAGUUGAAGCAUAUACUAUCUACUGUCAAAAUCGUUUGGAGUAUGAAAAAAGAGUAAGGGCCCAAGCAAGAGCCAUGAGCCAACAAGAACUAUAGCACUGAAAAUAAGCCACAAAACAUCAAUUUGUAAACAUUUUUUUCAAAUGUCUUAUCAGAUUAUUGCUCUGAAAUUUUCACCAAUACAUGUUAUAUUUUUUCCACCUGUCAAAAUAAGUUUGUUUUUACAUUAAAAAAUAGAAUAUUAAUGUUAAAUCGUAGGUUAAAGUAGUUAGUGGGCAGAAACGGCCUUUUUUUAUGAACUAAUGUAAUUCAUCUUCUUGUUUUGAUCGUUUAGAUUUAAUAAUCGUCCUAAAUAAAUAAGUUAUACAAAACAUUCGGUAUUUCAUUAAUUUUCAUUUUACCUCGAGAAAACUCAUUGAUUUAUUUAAUUUGAAAAAAAAGGCCAAUUUGCAAAAAAUGUAUCAUGACUCAUUAUCAUGUUGACAUUCCACUUUUGAGUUUACGAUUUAGACAGAAAAUUAUAUUUUGGUGAUGUAGAUAACUAUUUAUUCAAAUUUUUUAUAUCAAUAAACAUUUGAAACUCAUUUUUAAUGAAAAAUA
Messenger RNA from Harmonia axyridis, 1252 nucleotides. It is a transcript of the gene lwr, whose product is annotated as SUMO-conjugating enzyme UBC9-B. The record is from RefSeq and is a predicted model, not a curated record. The coding region runs from base 266 to 748 and encodes 160 amino acids. Gene Ontology annotation, molecular function: SUMO conjugating enzyme activity. Gene Ontology annotation, cellular component: nucleus. Gene Ontology annotation, biological process: protein sumoylation. Lineage: Eukaryota; Metazoa; Arthropoda; Insecta; Coleoptera; Coccinellidae. The transcript is spliced from 5 exons.